CUCCACGCUGCCUAGCUUACAGUGUAUACACUUCCAGGCAGGAGGAAGCAGCUCAGCCGCUGCAAGGCGCCUUUCACUUAGACUCAGUGCAGCAGUAGUGGAUACUGAGGGAAGGGCUUAGUGAACUGUUACAGACCAACACUGAGCGAUCCGCUGUGUCCGAGUGACAGAAGUAAGUUCUGAUUCCUGUGUCGCUCUGACUUUGGAAGUUUUUUUUACGCACAGAAAGGACUUUUUGGAAACCAGGAAGAAGAGAAAGGGGGCACGCGAAGUUUGUUUUGUUGAAGACUCUCUAGCGGCGUCACUUUUUCAACAUUUUUCUAUGUAUACCAAGAUGGAAACUACUUUCUAUGACGACUCACUCAACGCUUUCUCCCAGAACGACAACGCCGGCUACGGAUACAGCAACCCCAAAGCGCUGAAGCACAGCAUGACGCUCAACCUGUCCGACCCCACGUACUCCCAGAAGCCUCACCUGCGCGCCAAGGCCGGCGACGUCCUCACCUCUCCCGACGUGGGGCUGCUGAAGCUGGCCUCCCCGGAGCUGGAGCGGCUCAUCAUCCAGUCCAGCAACGGGCUCAUCACCACCACCCCGACCCCGACCCAGUUCCUGUGCCCCAAGAACGUCACCGACGAGCAGGAGGGCUUCGCGGAGGGGUUCGUCCGAGCUCUGGCCGAGCUCCACCACCAGCACAUGCCGGCCACAACUAAUGCCCCGGCCCCGCAGGUCAGCGUCAACACGGCGCUGCCGCCCGUGUCAUCCGUCGCCGGCGCCGCUGUUUUCAACAGCAGCACCGCCAUGCGCUCCGACUCUCCGGUCUACGAGGACUUGAACACUUUUAACCCGGCGAUCAGCACCGUCUCGGCGCCGACCUACACCACCUCGGCGCCGGCCGUGUCCUUCGCCGCGCCCCCUCCUCAGCUCCCCAUCUACGACCAGCCGUCGCUGGCUCAGCUCCCCCGGCUCACGGCGCUCAAGGAGGAGCCCCAGACGGUGCCCGAGAUGCCGGGGGAGACCCCUCCCCUCUCCCCGAUCGACAUGGAGAGCCAGGAGCGCAUCAAGGCGGAGAGGAAGCGCAUGAGGAACCGCAUCGCAGCCUCCAAGUGCCGGAAAAGGAAGCUGGAGCGGAUCUCCAGGCUGGAGGAGAAGGUGAAGACCCUCAAGUCCCAGAACUCCGAGCUGGCGUCCACCGCCAACUUGCUGCGGGAGCAGGUGGCCCAGCUGAAGCAGAAGGUGAUGAACCAUGUCAACAGCGGCUGCCAGCUCAUGUUGACACAGCAGCUCCAGACCUUCUGAGGCGAUCGCAGCAGAGAGAAGAGACUAGUUUGAACGAGACGGACGCUUACCUGUGAUGGCGUGUCUCCCCAAAACGUCCCGAUGGGAUCUGGGAGGAUAUGGCGCGACACUGUGGCAGGAUGAGGGUGGGGAAGAGGGGGGGAUGCGCCGAAGUGCCACGCUCUCCCCUGUGGCGCGUCCUGGAGAUGAUGCUCAGGACAGCGAGAGCAGCCAUGAACCUGAGAGGACGUGCAUCCACUGAGCUAAAGUGAACUGAAAGUUUUCUUGAUUUAUCCACAGCUCCGCAUGGACCUGGCCAUUACCAUCAAAGGAGAAGUUCAGUAUUAGGACUUGAGAGAUUUUUUUUCUUGCUGUAGCCAUAUUUUUGGGCGUGUUGUCAACGCUAAAUAAAGUUGUAACAAAUGCUGCCGACCUCUGAGUUACAGUUCAAAAUACCAUUUUCUUAAUUGUAAGAAAUUAAGUUAGAAAAAGCUUCAAGAAUGUCUUGUUUUUUUUUCUAAAGCUGUUUAAUGGGGUUUCACUCAUUGCUAUAUGUAUAUAAGAUCAACUUGGAGUACUUAUGUUUACUAUUUGUAAUAAGGAAACUGUAUAAUGUUUUUUUUUUUAUUGCUUGUUUUCUGAACACUUCAGAAACUAAUCGAUAUUUAUGGAAAAAAAUAAACCAGAUGAAACGAA
This is a messenger RNA of Fundulus heteroclitus (mummichog), 1972 nucleotides long. It is a transcript of the gene jun, whose product is annotated as Jun proto-oncogene, AP-1 transcription factor subunit. The record is from RefSeq and is a predicted model, not a curated record. Bases 323 to 1297 code for a protein of 324 amino acids. NCBI's taxonomy places the organism in Eukaryota, Metazoa, Chordata, Actinopteri, Cyprinodontiformes, Fundulidae. Gene Ontology annotation, molecular function: DNA-binding transcription factor activity, RNA polymerase II-specific; transcription factor binding; RNA polymerase II cis-regulatory region sequence-specific DNA binding. The transcript has a single exon. Gene Ontology annotation, biological process: regulation of transcription by RNA polymerase II; regulation of cell population proliferation; regulation of cell cycle. Gene Ontology annotation, cellular component: transcription regulator complex.